CCACCGAAGUUCCUAAAUAUCUAGCCAAGCUGAUUAAACUUCCUUCAUUCCUUGUUGCCUUCUCUCCCUACGUACAAUCUCCUUCCAAUGGAAGACUUCAAUGCUUGGCUCUCCUUCCCAAUCCAUGGGAGUCUCAACCAUGAUCUCGCUAUUAGAAGGUUCUGUCCAGCAAGACUUGAGCAAGAACAAGGAGGAGGAGAGUGGGAGGAGAUACUGAAUGAGAUUCAAUUUUGUUCACCGUCUGAUGAUUCAACCAGCACUCCUUGCUUGCCUGCUUCUGAUGUUGAUGAGUUUGUUGACAGCUUCAUCAACAUGGAUCACUGCAAGGAUAUCGACGACGAUUAUCAGUCCCUGGAGAAACAACAAAAGAGUUUUGAUUACUUCCAAGAUGGGAUCCAGACAUUUUCAAUGGUGGAUGAUCUAUAUGGAGAUGUCAUGAUGAUGAUGGAAGGAGAUGAUCAGAUGGAGAUGUGUGGCUCAGUUGAGGAUUUCGGAGUUGUAGAUGAUCAAACUACUAUGGUGCCUAGUGUUGAAGCGGUGAGCCAUGGUGUGGACCAAGGGCUUCACUUGGUGCACAUGUUACUGGCUUGUGCUGAAGCUGUGGGGUGCAGAGAUACAAGGCUUGCAGAUUCAUUGCUCACCCAAAUCUGGGCUUCGGUUAGUCCAUUCGGUGAUUCCUUGCAGAGAGUCUCAUACUGCUUUUCAAUGGGGUUGAAGUCUAGGCUCUCUCUUCUUCACAAUGUGAACCUAAAUGGUACAUUCAACAAUGAUACUAUGGAUGUGUCGCUGAUCGCUAGGGAGGAGAAAUUGGAGGCUUUUCAACUCCUUCACCAGACGACUCCUUACAUAGCUUUCGGUUUCAUGGUUGCGAAUGAAGCUAUUUGUCAAGCAGCACAAGGGAAGGAGAGCUUGCACAUCAUUGAUUUGGGAAUGGAGCACACUCUUCAAUGGCCAUCCUUGUUAAGAACCCUGGCAUCAAGACCCGAAGGCCCACCUAAGAAGCUCCGUAUCACCGGUCUAGUUGAAGAUCACAAUGUCUUAGAGCUUGACGCUGGCAUGAGAGUCCUGGUGGAAGAGGCUCGUUCACUUGGCAUACCAAUAGAAUUCAACAUGAUCUCAGAGCCGGUAAAACCAUCACUUCUGACUAAAGAGAAUCUAGACUUGAGAGAAGGGGAAGCAUUAUGUGUCAAUAGCAUAAUGCACCUGCAUAUGUAUGUCAAAGAGAGCAGAGGAUCUUUGAAGGCAAUCCUCCAAGCCUUCAAGAAGUUAGGUCCAAGUGUGCUUACAUUGGUAGAGCAAGAUGCAAAUCACAACGGGCCGUUUUUUCUUGGGAGAUUUCUCGAGUCUCUUCACUUUUAUUCUGCAAUUUUUGACUCUCUCGAGGUGAGCCUUCCACGAAACAGCCCUCAGAGGAUGAAAAUAGAGAGACUUCACUUUGCAGAUGAAAUUCGGAACAUUGUUGCGUUUGAGGGAUUAAAUAGGGUUGAGAGGCAUGAAAGGGCAGACCAAUGGAGAAGGCAAUUAGGCAGAGCUGGGUUUCAAGUUAUGGGAUUGAAGUGUACAAGUCAGGCUAGGAUGAUGCUAUCUGUUUAUGGCUGUGAUGGGUACAGUUUGGCUAGUGAGAAGGGUUGUCUCCUCCUAGGGUGGAAAGGAAGGCCUAUAAUGUUGGCAUCUGCAUGGCAAGUGAACAAUGCCUCUAACUCUUAGCCUCCUCCAUGAUAUAAUUUGCAGCUGAUAUGGUUAGUCCACUAGUAAAAUCAUUUUU
Molecule: messenger RNA, 1765 nt
Organism: Rosa chinensis
Lineage: Eukaryota; Viridiplantae; Streptophyta; Magnoliopsida; Rosales; Rosaceae
Product: GRAS family protein RAD1
Exons: 1
Coding region: 88-1707 (539 amino acids)
Biological process (GO): regulation of DNA-templated transcription
Cellular component (GO): nucleus
Molecular function (GO): sequence-specific DNA binding; DNA-binding transcription factor activity
Source: RefSeq, a predicted model, not a curated record